AUGCGUCAAAUGCAGCUUCUCUACCUAGCUGUUAUUUUAUUUUAUGCAAUCUCAGAUUUUUCAUCUGCUGCGGUAACUGUUCGUGUUCUGACGCCGGCCCCACGAAAGACCUCUCCCUCACCAGCCGAAAUUGUAUGGGGUGAAACUGUUUAUGCUAUUAGUAGUCCGAAUGCGAAACCACAUAUCUAUACGUAUGUGGAUGGUUCAGCUAAUCCACUAAAUCUUCCUCAAACAGAAAACCUAGAAAAAUCAGAAGUCUUGAAUACUGCAGAUUCCAACACUCGUUUAUGGCCGGAUUAUGAAAGCAUAAAUGAAGAAACGACAACGAUAAAGUCAGAUAGUGAUGAACAGUACCACUUUGUAACUACUGACCCCACGCCUUUCAAAACAGCCGAUUACGAAGAUAGUAUUAGUGUCACUAGUGAGACUGCCGACAGCGAAGAUGUGCCAGAAGACGAACAACCGACGACAUUGCAAGAGAAAUUAGAAAAUCGAACUACCGAAUUAAAGGAAUUUGAGAAAAUCUUGGAUGGGAGAGAGGGAACACUGUUUCCUGAGUUUUCUGAGUCAGCAACGGUUCCGUCUUCAGUCGUGAAAACGUUGGAAAAUCCUACUUUGGCAACAGACAGGAAGGGUUCAAAAUCAUCUUUGACGGAAGAAAGCUUAGAUGAUCAAGAACCAGUUCUAACUGAUUUAAGUAACAACAGUAGCACAUUCAAAACGCAAAUUAGUCCUUUACCUAAUGCUGAUGGCACAAAUGAUGAAACACCAACUGUAGCUGGAACAAAUGAUCGAAUUCCAACAGUUGUGGAUGGAACGUCGUCAAUCAACGAAGGUACGGAAAGUCCAACAGUGCUCCUGAUCACCGAAAAUGACAGUUCAAACGGUAACGGAACGGCAGUGAUAAAUGUUGCAAAACCAACGGGUGAGACUGAGGAACCGGCAGUGAAAAUCGAUAUUCUGGGAAGUACAAGCAGCAUACCAGUUGUUGAGUUCGAAACUAUGACCACAGCAUCAAAUAUUCAGCAGAAUGGUGCAACAAAGAAGUCGUUAUCAGUCUUAGUUUUUUCAUUUAUUUUAUUAUUAAUUAGUUUUGUUAACUUUAUGUGA
Molecule: messenger RNA, 1110 nt
Organism: Enterobius vermicularis (human pinworm)
Lineage: Eukaryota; Metazoa; Nematoda; Chromadorea; Rhabditida; Oxyuridae
Source: the annotation of a GenBank genome assembly